Messenger RNA from Osmia bicornis bicornis, 915 nucleotides. RefSeq names its product oligoribonuclease-like. NCBI's taxonomy places the organism in Eukaryota, Metazoa, Arthropoda, Insecta, Hymenoptera, Megachilidae. Gene Ontology annotation, molecular function: 3'-5'-RNA exonuclease activity; nucleic acid binding. The record is from RefSeq and is a predicted model, not a curated record. Gene Ontology annotation, cellular component: mitochondrion. The transcript is spliced from 5 exons. Bases 184 to 855 code for a protein of 223 amino acids.
UUCACAAAUUGAAAAAUGAGACGGGCGGUUGUCUUUGCGCUUUGUAUACAUAUAUAAGAUAUAUUUUUUAGAUUAGCCUACGCUUAUGUAGUUAAUAAAUUUUCGAUCUUAAGGAAUGUUACAUUAUAUAUAUUUUAAAAUAAUUUUUCCUUCAAAUAAAUAAAAAUAUAUUACCGAAGAAACAUGAUUUUUAUACGUGGUUUGAAAUGGUCAAAGAAUUGUUUUCAAUUGCUUCCUUCACGUUGUUUUCAAAAUUCUAAUAUUAAUGUACCAAAUAUGAAGACAAACAAUGAUCAUAUUUGUUGGCUAGACAUGGAAAUGACUGGACUUGAUGUACAUACCGACCAUGUUUUAGAAGUAGCAUGCUUAAUUACAGACAAGAAUUUGAAAGUCAUAAGUACUGAUUUAAAUAUAGUUAUACAUCAGCCAGAUGAAGUAUUAGAAAAUAUGAAUGAUUGGUGUUUACUGAAUCAUAAAAAAUAUUAUCAUUAUUUUCAGACAGGAUUAAUUAAUGAAUCACGUUUAAGUAAAAUUACAAUACAUGAUGCUGAACAAGCUGUGUUAGAAUUUUUAAAACUAUAUAUCAAGGAAAAAACUUGUCCAUUAGCAGGAAGUUCAGUUUAUAUGGAUCGUAUGUUUUUACAUAAAUAUAUGCCAUUGGUUGAUAAUUAUUUGCAUUAUAGGAUUAUUGACACUUCUACUAUUAAAGAAUUAAUUAAAAGGUGGAAUACAAAUGUCCCAACAUUAAUAAAAGAACAUAAUCACAGGGCAUUAUCAGACAUAAUAGAAAGUAUAAGAGAAUUAGAAUAUUAUAAAAAACAUAUAUUUGAUGUAUGUAAGCAAAAUGAUGUAUGAACCUAAAGCGAGUAGGUUCGUUAAUUAAUCAGUAAAGUGAAUAAUGAGCUCGAUUCGAAA